CCCAUUUCAUAAUGUCAUAUUUUAUGGUCAUAUCAAGGCGUGUGACGGAAAUAUGUGGUUUUUCUAAUAAAAAUGAAUUUCUGGUAGUGUUGUAAAUGUAAAAGAAAUUUUUAUGAAUGAAUUCAAAGUCUUAAUGUGUAAUGUAAUAUUGAGAAUAUGGGACAGGCCAUAUAUUUUUAAUUUGGCGAUCACUCUGGAGUCUGAAGUGACGUGUAAAUCACCCGUGGCUUUUAAGAUCGCUUUGCUGUAUUAAGAGGUGAAAUUUGUUUUAUCAGUCCAGUAAUUAAAAUCAUAGUUUUGAUAAUUUAUAAUGCAUCACAGCCGGAAAUGCUUUCAUGUAAAAAUCGCAGCUCAAAUUAAGCAAAACAGCACAAUGGUAAUUUCUCGACAUCUUGAACAACUGGGAGACAGAAUAACUUGGUGACACAGUGAGCCACAGUCAAAGUGAGCCACAAUAUCUAGUUAGCAGAAUUAUUUCAAAAAAAUAUUGAAAAGCAACCCAGAUCAUAAUCCAGAUUGAGAAAACUUGUGUAUGUAGCAGUUGAUGAUCUUCCACAAUGGGAAAACUGCUUUCUAAAAUUUUUGGCAACAAGGAAAUGCGGAUUUUAAUGCUUGGUCUGGAUGCCGCGGGAAAAACAACAAUUCUGUAUAAGCUUAAAUUGGGGCAGUCUGUUACCACAAUUCCAACGGUAGGGUUUAACGUCGAGACGGUAACCUACAAAAAUGUUAAAUUCAACGUUUGGGACGUAGGCGGUCAAGAUAAAAUUCGGCCUUUAUGGCGACAUUACUACACAGGUACGCAAGGCUUAAUAUUUGUAGUUGACUGCGCUGAUCGCGACCGAAUAGACGAAGCGCGAACGGAACUCCACAGAAUAAUAAAUGAUAGAGAAAUGAGAGACGCAAUUAUUCUGAUUUUUGCCAACAAGCAGGAUCUUGCAGAUGCAAUGAAACCACACGAAAUUCAAGAGAAACUAGGAUUAACUAGAAUAAGGGAUCGCAACUGGUAUGUUCAACCGUCAUGCGCAACAACAGGAGAUGGCCUUUAUGAAGGUUUAACAUGGCUUACUUCCAAUCAUAAGUUAUGAAAAAUAUUAAAAUCUAAUUAGAGAAUUCAAUAUAAGAUACACAUGCUUACCAUGCUUUUUAGCAAACGAACAACAGUAGUAAAUAAGAAAAAUUUGUAAAUUAUAAUAAUGAAGAAAUAGAAGUUUGUUUGAUUAUAUAUACGUUAAAGAAAUAAGUUACAUAAAUCAUAUAAUUUGUAAAUAUAUGUUUAAAUAAAUUUCAAUGAAAAAUACAA
Rhagoletis zephyria (snowberry fruit fly) is the source of this 1300-nucleotide messenger RNA. RefSeq names its product ADP-ribosylation factor 3. The record is from RefSeq and is a predicted model, not a curated record. Lineage: Eukaryota; Metazoa; Arthropoda; Insecta; Diptera; Tephritidae. Gene Ontology annotation, molecular function: GTP binding; GTPase activity.